This is a messenger RNA of Spirodela intermedia, 2646 nucleotides long. The record is from the annotation of a GenBank genome assembly. NCBI's taxonomy places the organism in Eukaryota, Viridiplantae, Streptophyta, Magnoliopsida, Alismatales, Araceae.
AUGACAGCGGCGGAGGAGGGGAGGACGGUGCUCGUCGGCGUCCAGAUCGACGGCAACGGCCGUGAGGUGCUCGACUGGGCGCUCAGCAGAGUUGCCCAGGCGGGCGACUCCGUGAUCGCCGUCCACGUCUCCCGCGACUCGAGCGCCGCCGCCGCCGUCCCCCUGGACGGCUUCCUGGCGGAGUACGAGAAUUUCUCCAAGCUAAAGCAGGUGGGUCUGACUUUCUCCAUCUCCUCCUCGUUUCUUCACCCCACCCUUUUCUUGAAUUGAUGGGGGAGACGGUGGUCACCGACGGAUUUCAGGUGGUUCUCGUGGGGAAGGUCGCGAAGGGGAGCUCCAUAAGAAAGACCCUGGUCAAGGAGGCGAGGCUCUGCUCCGCGGGGGCCGUGGUGGUCGGCGUGAACAAGGGGACCCCUUUCGGGUAGGGAAUCAAGCUGCUCACCUUCCUUCCUUCCUUCUUCCUCUCUCUGCUCCAUGGCCGUCGCCGACGAGCGCUCUGCCGGCCGUUCUAAAACGGAGAUUUCUCGCAGGGGCACCGUCUCGGUGGCCAAGUACUGCGCCAAGAAACUGCCGCCGGCCACAUCUCUGGUCGCCAUUCGCAACGGCAAGGUCAUCUUCGAGAGGGAGACCUCCAAACCGAUCCCUGGUCAGCCCCUCUCCAUCCCUCCCUCUCUCCCUUCUUCCCUCCUUCCUCUUCACAAGCUCAUGCUGGUAGGGUUUCUGUUGACAUGCAGUGUGGGAUCCAAAGACAAGCCUCCGGAGUCUGCUACGACCCAGUGCCGGCGCCGACUCGAAGGCCGCGGCCGUAGUCCCCUCCGGCGACGGCGAGGCCGAGAAUCCGCAGCAGGAGCAAGCAGCGGAGGACGAAGCUGAGCCCGGCUCGGUCACGGUUCUGGUGAGGAAGCUGCCGGAGAGGACGCCGGGUUGGCCCCUCCUCAGAAAGGCGUCGUCGGUGACGAAUUCCAGGCUCCGGGGAGAGGGCGAUGGCCGGAAGAUGUCAGUGGUUCAGUGGGUCAUGCAGCUUCCAGACAGAUCCGGGCAACCGGAGUCGCCCCCUGUUGGAAUACCGUCGAGUCCGUCUUCACUGGCUGGCCUGCGCGGCGAGCUUGAGGCCAUCCUCGAGAAGAAUUCCUCCGGUUGCAGGUGGUUCACCGAUGCAGAGCUCCAAAGCUGCACUGAUCACUUCUCGUCAGGUUCUUCCCCUUCCUUUCCCCUUCGCUGCAAAACUUCAUAAACUUCAUCCCGACUAACGAUUUGUUCCUCAUCCGGCGCCGGAAACAGAGAACCUGAUCGGAAAAGGAGGCGCCGGCAGGGUGUACAAGGGCUGCCUCCCCGGCGGCGAGCGGGUGGCGGUGAAGAUCUCGAAUUCCUCUGCGGAGGCGACGAGGGACUUCGUCUCCGAGGUGGACAUCGUCACCUCGCUGCGGCACCACAGCGUCGUCUCCCUGGUCGGGAUCGGCGUCCAAGACGGGGCCCUUGUCUCCGUCUACAGGCAUUUCUCCAGGGGGAGCUUGGAAGAGAACCUCCACGGUGAGCCUAGUUCCUCUCGCUUCCCCAAUUUUUCUCUUUCUCCAUCUUCCUGUUCUUGAUCGAUCCGUCUGACGCAGGCAAGAGAUGCAAGCCUCCGCUGCCGUGGGAGAGCAGAUUCAAUAUCGCCCUCGCCAUUGCCGGGGCGCUCCACUACCUCCACAGCUCCUCUUCUCGUCCCGUCAUUCACAGGGACGUCAAGUCUUCCAACAUCCUCCUUUCCAACGAUCUCCAGGCCCAGGUACUACUCCCCCAUCUCCUCCACCACCACCACCAUAGUUUCUCUUCUUCCUCUGAGAUCUGUCUCCUCGGUCUGCAGUUGUCCGACUUUGGGCUUGCUAUGUGGGCGCCGACGGGCUCGUCGUACGUAUCUCAGGGCGACGUGGUGGGCACCUUCGGGUACCUCGCUCCAGAGUAUUUCAUGUACGGGAAGGUCAGCGAGAAGAUCGACGUGUACUCGUUCGGCGUCGUCCUCCUCGAGCUGGUCACCGGCCGGAAACCCAUCAGCGACGACCACUCCAAGGGCCAGGGCAGCCUCGUCAUGUGGGUAAGCCUCCUCCUCCACCACCGCCGCCUCCAAACGAGCUUCUUCAUCCAAUCCUUCUGACCUUCCCCUCCUUCCUGCGCAGGCGACAAUGAUGAUGGAGCGAGGAGGGGAGGUGCUCUCCUUGCUGGAUCCAGACCUCGAAGGUAACUACGACGAGGAUCAGGCCCGAAGAGUGGUCUUCGCGGCGUCCCUCUGCCUAAGAAGGUCGGCCCGUCUUCGGCCCCCAAUGGGCGAGGUGAGCGAGCCUGGCCAUGGAAUGAAGAAUUGACUGCUCUGUUAGCUUUCUUCUUCGGACUGACUGAAUGACUGACCUGCGGCAGGUUCUGAGGCUGCUCCGAGCGGAGGAGGGCAUGGAAGCAUGGAGAGCCGCCGCCGCCGUCGCUGAAGAGGGAUCGGAGGAUCAGGGCGACGAGGAGGUGUACCCGCCGUCGAGCGUAGCGUCCCACCUCGGCCUCGCCCUGCUCGACGUUGACGACGGCGCCUCCGUCAGCAGCGCUGACCCAAGCUGCUACCAGGUCUCCCUGGAGGAGUACCUCAAAGGAAGAUGGAGUCGCUCGUCCAGCUUCGAUUAG